Messenger RNA from Auanema sp. JU1783, 1737 nucleotides. NCBI's taxonomy places the organism in Eukaryota, Metazoa, Nematoda, Chromadorea, Rhabditida, Rhabditidae. The record is from the annotation of a GenBank genome assembly.
AUGCUAUCAUUCCGAUCGGUUAGACGACGCGGAUGGGGCCUUUUUCUUAAAAGUAUUUUAAUUGUUUGCUUGUUUGUUAUUUUCAUUCAAAUCACAUCAUCACACCCUAGAGGCGUUACUUAUCAGCAAGAUGAACAGGUUCUUGAGAAAGUCGAGAGUUAUGCUCACCUUCCUGCCGAACAAAAGAGCAUCCAGCAUGUUGAUGGAAAAAUAGAAAUCUCUCAAGUUCAACAUGUGGAAAAGAAGCUCAAAAAACCAAGAGAGAAUGAAUUUUAUGAAAAUGUUAUUGUACAUUUUGAUCUGAAAGGAGCGCCGCCCAAGGUUCCAUACUUCAAGCAGCUUCUGAAUCUCGUUGCCAAAGCUGGAGCAACUGGAGUUUUGAUCGAAUGGGAAGAUAUGUUUCCAUGGAAAGGAAAGCUGGAAAUAGCGAAAAGUACAGAUGCUUAUUCUUUGAAUGAUGUACGAGAAAUAUUGUCAGAGGCAACCACAUUGGGCCUGGACAUCAUUCCGUUAGUACAAACGUUUGGACAUUUAGAAUGGGUCUUGAAGCUGGAUGAAUAUAAGCAUCUACGAGAGAAUGAAGCUUAUCCCCAGGUUUUAUGUCUGGGAGAUGAGGAAGGAGUCGAUAUUGUCAAAGAUGCUUUGAGACAAGUUAUAGAAGUUCAUUCCGAGUAUGGCAUCCCAUAUUUUCAUAUUGGAGCUGAUGAAGCUUUCGAGUUUGGCGUUUGUCCUAAAUCACAGCAAUGGAUAUCAAAGCAUGGUUCCGAUGGUGGAAGACAAACAUUAGCUCUCAGUCAUCUUAAAACUAUUGCUCAACAUGUGAAAUCACUUACUAAUACAACUGUGCUUGCAUGGCAUGACAUGUUGAAAGAUUUCGAUGGAAGAUUGAUCAAGAAACUAGAAUUGUUCAAAUUCAUACAGCCAGUUGUGUGGGAUUAUUCAGAGAAUAUAGUUACUAUGAAUGAUUGGAGUUUCUCGACUCUAGCUGAUAAUUUCCCCAUAAUAUGGGCUUCGUCUGCUUAUAAAGGAGCUAAUUUCCCGUCAGCCAAAUACAUUGAUAUUAGACAUUAUGAAACAAAUAACCGCGCUUGGAUCAAUACCAAACAGACUCAACAAAGAAAAUUCCGUAAAUUUGGUGGAAUUAUAAUCACUGGCUGGCAAAGAUAUGAUCAUAUGGCUGCUUUAUGUGAAAUUCUUCCAAUGGGAACACCAUCUAUGGUUCUACAAAUCCAAAUAGCAUUGUUGGGUUCUACUGGGAAUACUAACAUGGCUAGAACGAAAGCUGCUCAGAUUCUUGGCUGUUCAGGCUUUGAUGUUCAUGAGUUGAACAUCAUUAGUAAUUCGUGUAACUUCCCUGGUUCCCUGGUGUAUAUGCUAUUCCAAGGAACUGCUAGGCAAACAAUAGAUCAUGUAGAAGGAGAGUUAGGUAGAAAUCACCACAUCAUGGGAUGGUUGUCUCCCUAUAGUAUGCGUCAUAAUUAUUCCCAAAAUUGGUAUCUGAAGCAGAUUGAACCGACAGUCAGCAACUUGUUCUCACAAUUGCAGAACGUUGAGGAUAAUCUGAGACGGGAAAUGUCGAAGUUGUUCUUUGAUAAUACAAUUGAUGAAUUCCUGUACAUCACUAUGGGACCUACAACAGACAAGAUGAAGAACAUGGUCUCUGAAACAAAACGUUUACAACGGUUACGAGUUUAUCCUAAAAGGCAUUUCCCUAUUGUACGCAAAGUAGAGUUGUAG